AUGAGUGGGCAACAACCAACAACAGAAAUGUUGGAAUCGACACCAAAGAAUGAACAAUCUACAGUGGUCAUACCAUCAAAUCUUACACUCACAACUACAACCAUAACAGGUAAUACUAUAACAAAUACAACAACAACACAACCAACACCACAACAGCAUACUGGAAUUAAAGUUAUAGCACCUAGCACAAUGAAUUUAAAUACAGCAACAACACAACAACAUCAACAACAACAACAGAUUACACCAACAUCAUCAAAUUCAGCUGUUCCAAUAUCGUCAUCUAAUAAUAAUAAUAAUAUAACAGCCACAUCAUCAACAUCAACUACACCAUUGACAGGAUCAGUUAAUACAGCAGUAUCAUCAUCAUCUUCACCAAAUACACCAUCUUCACCAUCUGUUUCAAGACAACAACCAACACCAACACCAACACCAACUACAACAACAACUACAACAACUACAGCAGCAGCAACAACAACAGGAUCAACAACAGCUACUAGUACAACAACACCAUCAUUAUCAGCAUCUAUUACAUUACCACCAAAUUCAUUAACAUCAGGCAAUAAUAUAACCUCAACAUCACAUAUAGAAUACCAAAAUGCAAUGGAAAAUAAGAAAACUUUAAAAAAAAUUAUUAAAUCUUCAAAACAUUGGUCUGAAUCAGUUAAAGCAUAUUGUACUACUGCCUCACAAUUCUCUGAAGAAUUAUUAAAACAUUCAGAACAAUUAUCACCAUCACCAAAAAAAGAAACUCAUUUAAAUGUUGCAUUAUUAUCAUUUGGCCAUACUUUAAAAUCUGUUAAUAGUAUUAAUGAUCAAAUGUUAAAUGAAGUUCAAGAUGUAUUUUAUACACCAUUAAAUAAUUUCGUAGAUUAUGAUUUUGCAGAAGUUGUUGAAUCAAAUAAAAGAGUUACAAAAGCAAAAGAUGAUUAUGAUCAAUCAUUAGGAAAGAUAUCAGCAUCAAUAAAGAAAUCGAAACAAGGUAUUGAUGAGGGUAGAUUAUUCUUGUAUGAACAAGAGUUGGAGAAAUUAAAGGAACAAUAUGAAGGUUCAAAUAAAGAUUUAGAGAUUAAAUUGGCUGAAUUGGAACAUAAAAAUGAAACUAAAUAUUUGAAAUCCUUAAUACUUUUCAUCAAUUCACAAUAUCAUUUCUAUAAUAGAGCCUCAAAGUUAUUUGCAAAUUUAAAACCAAAACUUGAUAAUAUUGAAAAGUAUUUAGAAGAAAUUCAACCUCCAAAAGUUGUCGAAGGUCAUUUAAUGAAAAAAAGUAAACAAGUAAUGGGUGGUUGGAAUAAAUGUUGGUAUGUUUUAAAAGAUGGUAUGUUAUAUUGUUAUAAAGGUAAAAAAGAAUUUCAUCCAGAAAAUGCAUUAAAUAUUUUAUUAUGUUCAGUUAGAGUACCACAAGUUAUAUCAACAUCAUCACCAAUGACACAACAACCACCAACUAAAGAGAAGGAUAUAAAUUUAGGAUCAAAUCAAGAUUUUAGAUUUGAAAUUUUACAUCCAAGAAAGAAACAACCAAUAGUUUUACAAGCAGAGAAUGAGGAGGAAAGAGAUCGUUGGGUACAAGCUAUUCAAGAUGCAAUUUCAAAUUCAUUGAAUUGUCAAAGUGUUGGUAGUGGUUCAUCAUCAGUUAGUUCCUAUCAAUUGGGUAAAUCAUUGAGUCAAAGUACAACCGGAGCAGGUGGGGUGAAUGCCAAUAUUGGUGGUAGUGGUAGUGGUGUUGGUGGUGGCGGUGGUGGUCAAUCGAUUCAGGCAGAUGAGGUGAAUCAACAAGUUUUACGUAUUCUUCAAAAGGUUGGUGGUAAUACAUGUUGUGCCGAUUGUAAUCAACCCGAUCCAGAUUGGGCUUCAAUUAAUUUAGGUAUUAUCAUUUGUAAGGUUUGCAGUGGUGUUCAUCGUAGUUUAGGUACUCAUAUCUCCAAGGUUAGAUCAUUGACCUUGGAUAAAUGGUCACCAGAGAAUAUUCUAUUCAUGAAGGAAGUUGGUAACACAAGAUUCAAUCUAUUGUUUGAACAUCAUGUUUCACCAGAUGUACCAAAACCAAGCCCACAAUCCGAUAGAAUGGCAAAGGAGCAAUGGAUUCGUGCAAAAUAUAAGAAUAAGGAAUUCAUCAUCAAAUCAACACUCUCCAAUGAAGAACUAAGUAAAACUAUGCAAAAGAAUAUUCAUGAUGGUAAAAAGGAUGUAUUAACCUAUUUGAAACUAUUGGCUCAAGGUGCUGAAAUCAAUUAUUCAGGUGGUGACGAUGGUAGAAGUCCAUUACAUCAAUCGAUUUUCAAAUGUGAUGAUGUUUUAAUACCAGAACUUCUCCUUCAAAAUGGUGCUGACAUUACAUUGGUUGAUCCAAGAGGUUGGACUUCAAUGCAUUAUGCCGCCUUUUUCAAUAGACCCAGAUGUGCUAAUCUCCUCAUGAAAAGAGGUUUCGAAUCGGUUAAAACUAAAUAUCGUGAUCAUUUAUCUCGUUUAGCAGUCGAUUUAGCUUCCUUAAAUAGAUCAAAAGAAACUGAGAAAAUCUUAAGAGGUGAAGAAAUUGAUACCGGUUUAAAUAUGGAUAAUAUUGAAAAUAAUACAAUACCUCUAUUUGAACCAACUGUACCAUUAAGUAUUGAUUUCCCUGUUGUCAAUCAAGAGAUUUUAAGUGAUGACGAAGAAGAAGAUCAAAAUAAUAAUAAUGAACCUGAAAUUCAAAGUUGGAGUGAAAAUGAAAGUAGUAUCGGUAGAUCAAGUUUUUCUGAUACAAAUAAUCCAGGGAGUAAUGUCCAACAACAACAACAAGAACAACAACAAGAACAACAAACAAGUAACACCAACCAAAUCCAAACAAUAAAUAAUAAUAAUAAUAAUAAUAAUAAUAAUAAUAAUAAUAAUAAUAAUAAUAAUAAUAAUAAUAAUAAUAAUGUAGUACCAACUUUAACAACAACUCAUGUUUUAAAUUCAAGUAAUAGUAUAAAUAAUUUAAGUAAUAGUUUAGCUAAUAAUGUUAAUAAUUCAGCAAGUAAUAGUAGUAGUAGUUUAGUAAGUUUAACAAAUUAUAGUUCAACAGGUAAUAUUUCAAACUCUUGGGUAACUGGUUCACAACCAAACUCUAGUAACAAUUUAUCUUUAGAUGAUAGUGGUUUUGAGGGUGGUAGUGAAUCAUUAGCUCCACCAACAGCAGCAACAACCUCUGAUAAGAAACAAAAAGUUGAAAAAGAUAAAGAUUAUAAAAACACUAGACCAAAAUCAAAGAGAAGACCUUCAAUCUUGGGAAAAGGUAAAAAUACACUUAGACUAAUGAGAAAUAAAUGGGGUAAAAAAGAAAGUGAUAGUGAAGAUAGUGAAAGUGAAAGUGAAGAAGCUGAAGUUUCCAAAGAAUCUCCACCCCAUCCACCCACCUCCUCUUCAAAUACUACUUUACCACCACAACAAUCAUUGCAAGCUACCUCUGACAAUGUAAAUAAUAAAUCAACCUCUAAUCUUUUAUCAUCUUCAAGAGAUCCAAAUAUAAAAGAUUCUCAAUCAUCAUCAUCAUCACAACAACAACACUCACCUUCAUUACAAUCACAACAACAACAACAAUCAACUCAUACUUCUGAGUCACCGGUUUUAUCAUCAUCAAAACAAAGUCCUGACCAAACAAUUUCACAUACUCAAUCAUCUUCAUCAUUAAUAAAUGAUGAUCAAUCAUCACAAGUUGGUAGUGAGGAGAAAUCACCCUCUAAAAAUAGUAAAGAAGGUUCGCCAACUCCCUUCAAAAUGUUUUUAAAGAAAUUAAAGAUAAACAAAAAGAAAGAUGGUAAUGGUAAUACAGUCUCCACUGCUGGUGAGAAGAGAGAUCCUUCCGUUGAAGACAUUGCAGAGUUGAAUGAUAUUCCAGAUAAUAUUUCAGUUGGUACUAAUGAUGAUUCUCUUGUUUCUGAUGACUCUUCAACUUCAAAUAAUACUGCUAAUAAUAAGAAACCAAAGAAAUCAAAAAAAUCAAAACCACUUGAAAACCAUUCUGAUGCCAAUACAAAUGAAUAA
Dictyostelium discoideum AX4 is the source of this 4002-nucleotide messenger RNA. Its product is annotated as ankyrin repeat-containing protein. The transcript is spliced from 3 exons. NCBI's taxonomy places the organism in Eukaryota, Evosea, Eumycetozoa, Dictyosteliales, Dictyosteliaceae. The record is from RefSeq and is a predicted model, not a curated record. Gene Ontology annotation, molecular function: GTPase activator activity. The coding region runs from base 1 to 4002 and encodes 1333 amino acids. Gene Ontology annotation, cellular component: cytoplasm.